AUGGCCUUGUUUCUUAAUGGUACACCUUUAACUAAUCCACCUUCCCAUAGGCAAAGGUGGCAAGUGAGGACGGAGAGGAGAGCAAAUGUUGUGGCCGUCCCUCGGCUCCGGCGACCGCAAGCGGUGCUCCCUCGUUGCCGGCGAUGGCUCGUCGUCGAGGGUCAGAGCCGCCACCGCCUCUCCCUAGACUCCCGUGCCGCCCUCCUGGAGGCCGCCCCGUCCCUCUUCUCCCGCUUCGACGGCGUAUCCAAGCUUGCCCUCAAAUGCGACCGCCGCUCCGACAGCAUCGGUGACGAGGCCCUCGACCUGAUCUCCCUCCGCUGCCCCAACCUCACCCGCCUCAAGCUCCGCGCCUGCCGUGCCCUCACGGAGCGGGGCAUGGCCGCGCUCGCCAAGCACUGCCCCAAUCUCCGCAAGCUCUCGUGCGGCUCCUGCACCUUCGGCGCCAAGGGCGUGGAGGCCGUCCUCCGGGGGUGCCCCCUCCUGGAGGAGAUCUCCAUCAAGCGCCUUCGUGGCUGGAUUUGGUGA
Phoenix dactylifera (date palm) is the source of this 528-nucleotide messenger RNA. The record is from RefSeq and is a predicted model, not a curated record. Lineage: Eukaryota; Viridiplantae; Streptophyta; Magnoliopsida; Arecales; Arecaceae.